AUGCAGUCCACGGUCAAAAGGCUUACCGACGUUGAUCAAGAGCUUUCCAGGACGAUCGAAUCAUUAGUCCGGCAAUACCAUGAUCAGCUGAGUGAACAAGUCAUUCUCGACAAGCUUCGUUUUCCUGAUAAUAUGCAUGAAAGAUUUGAUACCAUUCCCGAUGCUCAUGUAGAAACAUUAAAAUGGCUAUUUGGCCAUGAUGACAGUGGCGACGACCCUAGAGUGGAAGCUUCGAAGGCUUUCAUAACGUGGCUCCAACAAGGGAGCGGUUUCUUCCACAUUUCUGGGAAAGUGGGUGCCGGCAAGUUCACUAUGAUGAAGUACAUUUGCUCGCAUAAGGACUUGGAUGAGCAUCUGAAAGUCUGGUGUAAAGGUACUCAGCUAGCUCGUGGCCAAUUUUUCUUCUGGAAGCCUGGCACUACCGCGCAAAAGAGUCUGAAAGGUCUUCUCCGUGGACUCUUACACUCGAUACUCGACAAAACCCGCGAUCUUAUCCUAAUAGCAAUGCUUGAGCGCUGGAAACUGAUCACCGCCAAUUUCACGUUCAGCAGAGAACUGGACUAUCGUGAUUUUCAAGACGGAUUUGAUAACAUUCUCGAACACGCUGGUAACUCCGGCCUAUACAAGAUUGCGCUGUUUAUAGAUGGGCUUGAUGAAUUCGAGGGCCGGUUUGCCUAA
Xylaria bambusicola is the source of this 678-nucleotide messenger RNA. RefSeq lists its product as uncharacterized. The record is from RefSeq and is a predicted model, not a curated record. The transcript has 2 exons. Bases 1 to 678 code for a protein of 225 amino acids. Lineage: Eukaryota; Fungi; Ascomycota; Sordariomycetes; Xylariales; Xylariaceae.